Molecule: messenger RNA, 6722 nt
Organism: Daldinia decipiens
Lineage: Eukaryota; Fungi; Ascomycota; Sordariomycetes; Xylariales; Hypoxylaceae
Exons: 3
Coding region: 114-6284 (2056 amino acids)
Biological process (GO): regulation of transcription by RNA polymerase II
Cellular component (GO): Set3 complex
Source: RefSeq, a predicted model, not a curated record
AAAAUCCGUGCUUGCUAAGCUUCCAUGAUCAUCCGAGCCCAUUUCCGACCUAUGACUCUAUGAGAAGCUCAUAGACUACUUAAAGGCGGGCCUGCUCUUGCCUCGUGCCAGACAUGGCUUCCCGCUAUAAUGGAUCGCGGUAUGAUGGCGAUUCGCGCCGCUCUAGGUCUCGAGAUCGUUCGCCAGAUCGGAGAUCAUUGUAUAGUGACGGUGGACCGCGACGCUCUUCUGCCGAAUCUCGAGUGAAUACCUCUGCGUUUCAGACCAAUCGGGAUAACUUUCGCGACGCCCCCCUAUCAAGAGACCCCCCUCGGGGCCCGAAAGCCUUACUCGAUGCGCCUAGCGGACCUCGCGGAGGAGGAUACUCCGGAGAUUUCCGCGGUAGAGGUCGCGGAAGGGGUAGAGGUUGGCGAGAUGAUAGCCGGGACCGUGGGAGGGAUAGGGAUAUCGAUUUUAGAGAUCGGAGAGACAACUCUUACCGCGAUGAACGCAGCCGAGAACGUGAUCGCGGUGAUUGGCGGGACCGUGAUCGAGACAGCUUCAGAGGACGACGACCAUCACCCCGUGGACGAUCACCCCCCGGUAGAGAUUUUCGGGAUUCGAGAGACUUAAGAGAUGCUCCACUAGGCGUCGAUGCGGAGCGCGCUCGACGUGGAUCGAGAGACGGACCACUUUCGGCUGGAUCGUCUUCAUCUGACCCUCCUUUUGGGCCCUCGUCCUAUCGCGGCGGGUAUAAUAGUCGGGGUCGCGGGAGAGGUCGUGGCGACUGGGAUAGAGGCCGUGGACGGGGUUUUUAUGACGAUCGUGACAGAUACGGCCCGGCCUUUAGGUCGCGUUCUCAAGAGGGACGAUAUCGAGAUCGGGACGACCGCGAUCGCGAUAAUAGAUAUCUCGAUCCCGACUUACGCCCACGCGAUCAUCGAGAUGACCGCGAUGUGCGAGACCGCGAGGUUAGGCCCAAACUCGAGAGAGCAUCGCACGAGCCGCCCCCAUUACCUCCAAAAGACGUUUCGCCCCCUCCAGUCGCUCCAGCCGCGCCAUCCUUUGGAUCGGUACCUAACAGAACUGCAUCAACGACUGAGACCGGACCGGCCAUGGGCAAGGCGCCGCCAACAGGACCAAGGGCACUCAAAGAAGAGCGGCCAAUAGUGCCUGGCCCUGCGCCUAAUGCAGAUUCAAGACUGCCACCUAUCGGUCCAUCUAGAUCGUCCUUCCUAGAAAUGAGCCCUACCACUAUUCCUUCUGGUCCACGCUCCCAAACACGGCCGGGCCCCUCGAGCAAGCAAUGGAUCAACCCUAAUAUUAAGAAUCGGGUCCCAGAGUCACCAAAGCUAAGUAGGUCUCAGAGUUUAGCUCAACCGCGACCUGCCGGAUUCCGUCCGGACGGAACGCAUUCGGAUCAACCGGUGGAUAAUGACCAACGACCGCCUAGUGGCGAUGCAAAAGCAGACCUACAGCCGGCUUCGGUAGAUAAACAUGCUCAUGACUCUCAUACCGCAGACCUAGGUGAGGCGACUGUUAGACAUGACCAGCCGUCUCGGUCUGAUAGGCCGUCUUUGGAUCGAGAACGUCAGCCUCAGGAGCGACCUGGUAGCAGAGGCAAGAAUGAGGACGGCGAGAUAGAUGAGAGCGGCCGCUCUAUGGAAGAGAUGCCCAGUGUGGAACUAAAGGCCAUGCCAGUGGCAGACGCAGCAAAGCCAAAACCAGAGCGAAAGCCUAUCCUUAAAGUCUCCUUGCGACACGUUUCCUUGCCUCAGAAGGAAGUGAAAUUGCCUAUUUUGGAUCAGUCAUCGGAGUCAGACGAUGAGGAGUUUGGCGAUGUCAUUGAAUCGCAAAUGGCUGAAGUAGAGGCAAAGUUAAAGCGGCUUGAGGGGAUUGAGGAAGCUGUGCCAAUCGACGCUAUAAUGCGACAUGCGGUGGUGUCACUCGAGGCUAUUACGAAAAUUCUGAACGAACCUGAAAGCUUAGGAGAGAUGGUUGGUCGUGUUCCGGACGAUGUUUCCCCGCCUGGUAAAAUGCCCACGGAACCAGAACCCCAGGUUGAGAAGGCUCCGGUGGUCGAAGAUAUUAAGGAGGUUAGUGAUACCAAGGAACUCGUUAAGGAGAAGACCCCUCAGCCUGUAGUGGAAGAACCGGCCCCAGCGACUGCGACUCCAAGCGCAGAGCUUCCUCAGCCAUCUAUCGAGCACGAUAUCGACGUACCUACGGCUCAGGAGGCGCCCCUUGACGAACACAGACCAAAUAAUGACGACGGAGACGUACCUAUGGAGGAUGUAUCAGACGUUGCCCAGGUCGAUUCUGAAUUACAGGCCCCUCUCCGAACUCAACUAUCAGUUCCUCAUAAGCAAUCUAUUGAACCACCGUUUGAGGAAGUUCACAUACAAUCGCAAGAAAUCAGUAAAAGGGGCUCAAGCACGCCAUCUCCAGGAGAGGAUGAAGACGAAACGGAUAUUGAGGAUGUCGACCUUCAGACGAUCGAGAUUGUCCGUGAACAUAUGGCGACUCCUCCAAUUGAGAGUCUACCCUAUUUUGAUGAGAAACCAUGGUUUAAAGACGCGGCCUUUCUAAAGUCGAUGGAUGCUCAGCAGUCAAGCCUCGAUUCGUUCAUCCUGGAAAGGCUCAGAGACGAAGCACAGCACCGGUUAGUAGAAGAGACGCGGGUGAAGUCGAUCUACGACGUAAACUACAACAACUAUCUACGAUUCACCAUGUCUAAUGAUCCUGUUGCUGUUAAGAGUCGGGAGAAGUUUACUUGCAUCACUGGAGUGGAGAGCACUGGUCACAAGCCUGGUUUCCAUGAGUCGAAGCCUGAAGGGAUAAGGCGUAGCAGAUACGCGUCAGAACGUGAUCUGGAACGAAUCUUGGAAGAGUCGCGACGCGUAGAGGAUGAGAAAAGGGAACGGCAAAUGCAGGCAGAAAGGGAAAGAUACAGGACUGAGAAGGAGGCAGUAUUACCUCGUCAGUAUCAGGCACCUGCAGAGCGAGAGAACGAUUUCUAUCGGGAUGUGACUGGGUUUAUUCAACCCGAGAAAAUCGUAGCAGCUUGGCAAACUUUACCCCCUGUGGAUAAUUUCACCGAGGAAGAAACUGCAAUAUUCGAAAAGGCCUACCUCGAGUUUCCUAAGCAGUGGGGUCGUGUCUCCGAUCCACUAGCGAACAGGGACUUUGGAACUAGUAUCCAGUUCUAUUACCUCAAGAAAGAGAAGAAUGAACUCAACCUUAAGGAGAAGUUGAAGAAGCGUCCGAGGCAGCGUAAGAAGGGCGGACGCGGCAAACAACGGUCUAGUGCACUGGUCUCCGAACUUGGCAAUGGGGAUAACGAGAACGAAGAAAACCAGGAGACGGGCGAAAAUGGCGAGCGGCGCCGACCUAGGCGUGCGGCCGCUCCUACUUUUAACUCAGAGGCCACACCGGCCACGGACGGCGAAGGAACACCAGUCGGUACUCCUGGACGCAGAGGGGCUGGCUCUAAGGGAGACGGAAGCUCCGAGAAGCCAGAACGCAAGCCUAGAGGGCGCCGGGCUGCUAAGGACAGAGAAGCGAAACAACCCCGGGUCAACCAGACACUUGCUGCAGCUCCGCCUCCGGUGAUUAAAGGUAACCGCUCGCGAUCCAGCUCUCGGGUUCAUGGCCCGGAAUGGACCUCUCAGCAGGCACCGAACGAGGCAGGUAGGGUUCCAACUCAGUACGAAUUGGCUCCAAGUACUACGGCAGUUCCACCGGUUACUAUUCCUGCGCCAUUCCCACACGCACAGCCCAUACUCAGUCCCGAAAGGGGUAUUCCUCCUCCGCCUCCACCACCAGUCUCGGUGUCGAUGGACGCGAUGGGUCCUCCGCCUUUGCGCCCCGAGCCGCCGCAACAGCCAUCAGUUGCUAUGCUUGAUCUUGGCACCCCUACAGCAUCUGAUCGUAGAUCCGGCACGCAAGCAUCUAGUUACUGGAGCGUACCUGAAGCGAAUGAUUUCCCCCAGUUGCUUCGUUCCUUCGGAAGCGAUUGGGCAGCUAUUGCCACACAUAUGCGGACCAAGACUCCAGUCAUGGUAAAAAACUUUUAUACCCGAAAGAAAGACACUAACGAUUGGCAAGACAUCGUCAAGGAGGCGGACGCUAAGAAACAGCGAGGAGAGAAGAGGCCCGCGCCUCCAGCACCUAGCUCUGGUGUUAAGAAGCGCUACGAAACAUCUAGCAAUCGGCCACUCGCAGCCGCUGAUGCGGUCAUGGAAGAUAGUCCCGGUGCAAAAGUCGAACAUUCUCAACCCGCACAGCCGACGACAGGUCGUUUCAACGUUCCGAUCGCAGCCCAACCGCAGCCUACGCUUUUGCAGGCAUCGUUCGUGCCGCCUCAGGCUCCGAUGGCUCAGAGCCACGGCGCUACCCCGCCUGGAUCCCAGUCUCUAGCUCAGCCAGUGACGCAAACUAUGUCUCCUCGGCCUAUGAGGGCACCUUUUUCAUUCGGCGAAAGAGAACGGGAAAUGCCGCCUCAGCAGACUCCUCGCGUUCCAUUAAUGCAGAAGACGACCCAGCAAGGGCCUCCAGCAGCACCCGAACCUCCCAUGGGGAGACAUCCUUUGCCUACGUCCCUUAUCGAGCCUCAGUCGGAACGGCCUAAAGUCGAACCUAAAAUUCCAAAGGAACAACCUCGUCACCAGGAUCGCCAACACCUGCGCGUGAAGCAGGAACCGGACCUUAUCCACCAAUAUGACCCAUAUGCUUCUCAGGCUCACCAGAGUAUUCGAAUGGCAUCAUCUCGUCCAGAUAGUGUAUCCAUGUCUCGUCCUCCAGACCCUCCUCGUGCCGUAGCGCCAGCUCCAGCGCCGGCUCCACAGGCGCCUUUUGCCACCAUUCUUCAGCAUCACAGCCGAGCAUUAUCAGGCGAGGGUAUCCCAUCUCCACGUUCUCGUCCUAUGCCAAACCUUUCACGGCCGACAUCUGGGGCUAGUAGUGGGACGGGGCCGUUCAGCGCUCCACCAGCGCAACCCACGCCACCUGCCGUUGUCUCUGCGCCCACCCGCCCACCAGAGCGUAAGACAUCUAGCUUGAUGGCACUUCUGAAUGACGACCCGCCUCCCCCUCCACCCAAACGAGUGGCCGAGGUACCUGCAGCCGCGAAGCCGUCCUCAACACCCCCACCUCAAUCCAGUCUAUCGCGCCCUCCUCCUCCGCCGCCGCCACCGUCUCAUGUUCGGAGAGAAUCAGAGCAGAGUUACGGAUACGGUCGGAAUCCGCCACCAGCACCAUCCGCAAUGCCCCCUCUAAAACCAUAUGCAUCCGCGUCGCCUCAGGCGCAGUCCUUAAAUGCUCCCCGACAUAUGCCGUUAGAUACGGCAGCGGAGCGAGAAUAUUAUGGUGGCCGACCGCGAUCUUUUCCUACUGGACAUCAGCCUCCAGCGACAAACUCGCCCCAGAACACACAUCACUAUCCACCUCCGAAUCAGCCGCCUCAAAUGCAGUACCAACAACCACAACCAUCGUACCAAUAUGGUGCGCAAGUCCAGCCGCCUAAUGUAGCAUCUCCCCCACCUCAAUACGGAGGUCAUCCUGCUCCCAGAGGCCACGAGUCACAGUCCAGUCGGGAUAUGGGUCGGGACAUGGGUCGGGAUAUGGGUUGGCCCGGAACACAUCAAGGCCACCCGCUGCAACAACAACAGCAGCCGCCACCGCAGCCGCAGCCAACUUGGGUAUCACACCCUCCCCAACCACCGAAGUCCACGCAGCCUCCGCCAACCCAGUCAGCAUGGGCUGCGCAACAUGCGCCUACGCCAAAACCGCCUCCUCCUAGUAGUUCCGUUCCACCGCAACCUUCUUGGGCUUCUGCUCCGCCACCGAGAGGUCAUGAUCCCAUGGCACUGCGUGAUGUUCGAGACGUCUACCCGCCUCAUAGGAUGCAACCUCCUCUACAGCAAUACGCCCCUGCUUCACGUGCCCCUGAGCCACCUCCGCCACAAGCGCCGGCGGCAUACCCCCGCUAUGCAAAUACACCGGUGCCCGGGCGGGACCCUCGCGAUCCUGGUCCCCCGAGGAGCUAUACACCUGUAAACGCCUACGAUAGUAGAGGUUACCCACCGCCUUCCGCUCAAGAUAUCCGCGAAGCGCAUUUGCGCGAACAGCAGCAGCAGCAGCAGCAGCAACAGCAACAGCAGCAGCAACAACAACAACAACAACAACAACAACAACAACAACAGCAACAGCAACAGCAAUCAAUGCUGCAGCAGUCGUUGAGACCUCAGGAUAGACAUAGCCUGUACGACCGUCCACCACCUGCGCCCGAUAGGUAUGGGAGGUAGGAGUACCCAUAUCCACGAGGGCCGGCGCCGUUACCAACCGCGAAAAUAUAGAAGCAGGUAGGAUCGAGACCGAACAAGGAGGAAACAGAGUCCUUCGUCCCACAAACGCUAGAGACCCGAACAAGAACCCUUGAAGGCUGCCAACCUGUUCUUUUUUUAUUUCGACGAAUUCUAAGGUUAAGCUUUCAGCUAUGCGGAUAUACCAAUUCUUAUUGCAGCGUGACAUACCAGCAGGGUAUAGUUCGAUGCUCGGGCUUACCUAGUUGUCGCUCAGAGGGAGUCAGCAUAUUUUCAUUUCGUGCAGACUGCUCGUCUGUCUCCUAGGUGUUCGUAACCAAAAUUAUUAAGACUAGACUGGAGCAUGUUGGUUGUUUCCUACUUUUUUUCGUCUUUGGUUCGCGUUCGAUUCGUCUUAUCAUCACACAGCCAUCUGACGUA